Messenger RNA from Acaulospora colombiana, 139 nucleotides. The record is from the annotation of a GenBank genome assembly. Lineage: Eukaryota; Fungi; Glomeromycota; Glomeromycetes; Diversisporales; Acaulosporaceae.
ACCGUUCAAUCCUUCGACGAGCUCCUCUUUCGAAGAUAUCUUCUUGAAUGUCGUGACGUGUUAUUGGGAAACACGGUGGCCUAAAUCACACACAAAGGUGAACUUGACUUGUGAACAACAAGGAUUUUUAUGCCAAUGA